Molecule: messenger RNA, 609 nt
Organism: Arachis ipaensis
Lineage: Eukaryota; Viridiplantae; Streptophyta; Magnoliopsida; Fabales; Fabaceae
Product: SNF1-related protein kinase regulatory subunit beta-2-like
Molecular function (GO): protein binding
Source: RefSeq, a predicted model, not a curated record
AUGAGCCAGCGGCAAAUACUGCAAGAUGGGUACGUAGAAAGAGUGGUACAUGAAGGAUUGAAAUAUGUGAAUAUUACUUGGAAGCACCCAGUAAACUGGGACGUUGCUGUUACAGGAUCAUGGGACAACUGGCAAACCAGGGAAGCCCUGCAGUUGCAGACUCCCCCUCAUGUUUAUGGCAUUUUUAAAGCACUCAAAACAGGUGUCUAUCAUUACCGUUACAUUGUAGGUGGCUAUCACACCCAUGCUCCAGAAUUCCCCUGGGCUCUUGAUGCUUCUGGUUGCCCCUACAAUAUCUUGGAUUUGCGGGAUUUUAUUCCAGAAAUGGUUGCAACGUUAGGUGAUACCGAAUGUCCUCCAUCCCCACCAUGGAGUUAUGAUAACAUGCCCUUCAAUGACAAAGAGUUUGACAAGCCUCCGCCCAAGUUACCACGAAAACUACCACUGAUAACAAGUGAUGACCCUUCUUAUUCAUCCACGAUUCUCCCUAGACCCUCACAUGUGGAACUCAAUCAUCUAUAUAUCCACAAAACCCACGGGCCUGGGGGUGAAUUCAGGGCCCUGCGUUCCACCCAGAAGUUUGGACACAAAUAUGUCAGCAUUGUUUGA